Juglans regia (Persian walnut) is the source of this 1053-nucleotide messenger RNA. RefSeq lists its product as uncharacterized. The transcript is spliced from 2 exons. The record is from RefSeq and is a predicted model, not a curated record. Bases 309 to 983 code for a protein of 224 amino acids. NCBI's taxonomy places the organism in Eukaryota, Viridiplantae, Streptophyta, Magnoliopsida, Fagales, Juglandaceae.
UUAACGGAGAUCAAUAUCGGAGCAACAAAUUUGCAAGUUCGUUCCCUUUCCUUGUUUCUUUCUCCAGAUCCAAGAAGCUAGGAGAACACGUUGUCGAUAUCGAUGAGGAAAAAGAUGGAAUUAGCGUUGAAAGCUCUACCUCCACAGCUCAGGUUAUCCAGACACAACUUAAUGAUCUUGCCCUCAAUUUUUUCUCUUGCUUUUUACCUUUUGAAUGGAAUGUCGAUGCAUCAAGUUAUAAUUCAACCAAAAAGAUUAAGCAUCUACUUUGUUUGGUGCAUGAAGCUCUCACACCUUUGCUUCUAGAGAUGGUAUGUGAACGUUUAAAGGUCGGGUUUAGAUUCAAGAACACAGAGUUUGAGCAUCUCCUUGGUCUCAUACAUGCAACCAUUGGUAUUUCAUUACUUGAUAUGGAAAUAGAUCAUGCGAGAGAACGUCAAGAGGCAGAGAUAUUUAAGCACCUAUUUGGUCUGAUUCGUGAAGGUAUCAUUCCAUUACUUUCAAAAAUGGAAAAUAUGAGGAAGGCAAUUUUUUACACCAGUGAAUUUCAGAAACCUGGAUUCCAAGUCAAUAUGGUAGAGAUUGAAGAUUGGGAAUCAAUUCCAUUUGGCUCAGAGUUUCAGAAGGCUGGAGUUGAAUUCAAUAUGGCAAAGAAAUUUAAGGAUGAUGGAGAUAAGAUUUGGAACUGGUUAACAAUACCUUAUGCCACUGAACUUCAAGAGGCUGGAAUUGAAUUUGACAAGGCAAAGAAAUUUAAGGAUCUACUCGCUCAUCGAAAUAGGAAUGAAGACCAAAACUCAAAAUCGUGUGAAACAGGGACGCAAAUGGAUGGAGUUGAAUUAAAGACAAUAGAGAAAUUGAAGCUUCUACUUUGUCUCAACAAGAUUGAAAACUGGAAGUUAGUACCUUGCGGCAAAGAGCUUCAAGAGGCUGGAGUCAAAUUUAACAAGGCAAAGAAGUUUAAGCGUCUACUUGCUUUUUGAGAGAUUGAAGUCAGGAACAUACAUGGUGCCACAGAGCUUGCAAAGGCUGGAAUCAAAUUCAAGAAGGCAA